Messenger RNA from Penicillium lagena, 1077 nucleotides. RefSeq names its product ribokinase. Gene Ontology annotation, molecular function: ribokinase activity. Gene Ontology annotation, biological process: D-ribose metabolic process. The transcript has a single exon. The record is from RefSeq and is a predicted model, not a curated record. Lineage: Eukaryota; Fungi; Ascomycota; Eurotiomycetes; Eurotiales; Aspergillaceae. The coding region runs from base 1 to 1077 and encodes 358 amino acids.
AUGGGUAUCAAAGACACAGUUUCGCCCAACACGACACUUUCAAAGCCUCACAUCUGCGUGAUCGGCUCUCUGAAUAUCGACUUCGUCACCUCCACGCCCCGUUGCCCAGGACCAGGCGAAACCCUUACCGCAACAUCCCUCUCUGUUACAGCUGGCGGCAAAGGCGGCAACCAAGCAGUCGCAUGCGGGCGUGCAUCGUUCGUGACACAAGAGACCCAGGAUGUAUCCGUCAGCAUGAUCGGAGCAGUCGGAGCCGAUGACGUUUACUACUCGACGCUUGUGCGGCCGGCAUUGGAAGCGUCGGGCAUAAGGACAGAAGGCAUUGAGAUGUCAAAGACAGCGCAAACGGGAUCAGCCAGCAUUAUCGUUGAAGAAAGUGUCGGAGGAGAAAAUCGCAUCCUAGUCGUGCCGGGUGCCAACCAUGCUGGGAUGAUGAGCGACAUUCCGCAGAUCAUCACAGCAGUCGAGCAUCAACAACCCAAGCCUGGUGUGGUGGUGAUGCAGGGUGAGAUCCCGAGGCAGACGGUACUGGGCCUCUUGGAAUAUUUCAAUCGCAGUUCCUCGAGCACGAAUGUUAUCUUCAACCCGGCACCUGUGUUCCCAGAGGGGAUCCCUCUCGAUUCGUUACAAGGGACGGCGGUGCUUGUGAUGAAUGAAACCGAGGCUGUGCAGAUGUCACGCACUAUCGCUGGUCUUCCUGUGGGUGAUGCGGAUCACAUCGCAGAACAAGCGAGCUUGAAUCCCGAAGAGCUGGCUCUGCCUUUCCAUGAGCUCGCUGGGGUUCAGAUUGUGUUAAUCACACUCGGGGCUAAGGGUGUGUAUUUCUCCACUUGCGCUGGGAAGCGCGGCGUCGUGAAGGGCGUAAAGGUUGCCAAGGUCGUAGAUACCACCGCAGCCGGAGAUACCUUCGUCGGAUACUUUUCAGCGGCGGUUGCACGUUUUCUAGUCAAGGGCCUGGACUUGACUGCUUUCGACGCCGAGAUUGAAACCGCCGUUGAAAAAGCAAAUGCUGCUGCUGCAAAGUGCGUGCAACGACGAGGUGCUAUGAUGAGUAUUCCUUUUGCGCAUGAAUUUUAG